GUAGCGCUCAAGCAUAAUUUCUCCAUCACAGGACUCGCGCGCUCUCUCUUGGCCCAUCCAUCCAUGGUGGUGAUAGGCGGCCACCCUUACUCGCCAAGUGACCUGGAGCUCCCCGGUUUCGUGCCGCACCAGCUUUCACCCCUCCAACUCGUGGUGCCCCUCAUAGGCACUUCCCUCUUGGUCAUCGCGGUGAUCUGGCUUGUCUCAGGCCGUGUCCUUAAUACCGGAAGAUCCGCCAGAUUAUCCAAGGCCGACCGUUUGAUCAUGUGCUGGUGGGCAAUCACUGGGUUGACCAACCUAAUCAUCGAAGCAUCCUUGCUCUUCACCCCCAAUUACCUUACCAAGGAAAGCCCCAGUUUUUUCGAUGAAAUAUGGAAAGAGUACAGCAAAGCUGACUCCAGAUAUGCCGCCAGGGACACCACAAUCGUCGCGAUCGAAGUCAUUGCGGUUUUUUUACGAGGCCCUGCAUCACUUCUUGCUAUCUAUGCUAUUGCUUCCAGAAAGUCCUACAGCUACAUUCUACAGUUUAGUGUAUGUAUGGGCCACAUCUGCGCAAUGUUGGUUUACUACAUUACUGUCUACUUAGACGGCAUGAACUUCUGCGUCAGUCCAUUCUACUUCUGGGCAUAUUUUGUUGGUGCAAACUCUCCAUGGGUUGUGAUUCCAACGCUGAUAGCAAUAAGGAGCUGGAAGUUGAUAAGCCAAUCAUUUCAUACUUCCAAGGUGAAUCAAGACUAAGUAAACCAACGCUGAUAGCAAUAAGGAGCUCAAAGUUUAUACUAGCAAUGUUCCGGUGACGUGUUUUCCAUGAUACAAUGAUUUCUCUGUUUCGAGCAAAAUUGCAACCGAAUAAAAAAUUACUUAUUUUUUAAGA
Messenger RNA from Triticum aestivum (bread wheat), 874 nucleotides. RefSeq names its product probable 3-beta-hydroxysteroid-Delta(8),Delta(7)-isomerase. Lineage: Eukaryota; Viridiplantae; Streptophyta; Magnoliopsida; Poales; Poaceae. Gene Ontology annotation, cellular component: endoplasmic reticulum; membrane. The coding region runs from base 64 to 738 and encodes 224 amino acids. The record is from RefSeq and is a predicted model, not a curated record. Gene Ontology annotation, molecular function: C-8 sterol isomerase activity; cholestenol delta-isomerase activity; steroid Delta-isomerase activity. The transcript is spliced from 4 exons. Gene Ontology annotation, biological process: sterol biosynthetic process.